Physella acuta is the source of this 1653-nucleotide messenger RNA. RefSeq lists its product as uncharacterized. The record is from RefSeq and is a predicted model, not a curated record. Lineage: Eukaryota; Metazoa; Mollusca; Gastropoda; Physidae.
AACCUUACUUUUAAAAGCACUUAUCUAUAAAAUAAAUAUAGUGGUACUUUGAGAUGAGAGUUAAAUUAGUUUCGUUACAUUGCUCGCAUGUCAAAUUUCUCGUAUCUCAAACUCAAAGCAAUUUUCUCAAGUGAAGCAGAAAAAUUUGGAAAUCAAAUCAUGGCUGAAGAAGCAGUAGAAAGUGCUGACUUUUGUGCAGAAAAUAUAACAGAGGAGGAUAUUGUCAGUCAGGCCGAUAAGGAGACAGAAAAUAUAACAGAGGAGGAUAUAGUCAGUCUAGCCAACAAGGAGACAGGUGAAUUUGAGAUUGACUUCUGCUUUGAAGGUGGUUUGCACAAUACGAAUUGGGAGACAUGUACAAAGAACUCUGGUCACACGGAUUUCUUCCCUAUUGACGAGUUCACCAUUGAUAAACUGCCUGACAAUGUCAGGGAUAAGGACACAUAUGGGCUGAUCAAAGCUCUAAGUGAACUAACUGUUCACAUAACUGUAGGUUAUGCUAGCCCUGACAGGCCAUCUAAAGUUAAUGAUAAGGAUUACCCAUGUUUUAGUGCAAAGAAUAGGUGGACCCCACGAUAUGGAAGUGGGCGUGUUUGGGGGGCUGAGAAAGUAGAAAAUGAACCUUGUCAAUGUAGUGAUUGUAAAACAUCAGAUAACCCAAUUAAGCAGUGGGCUAAAAUUAGCAUCUUGACUGCAAUGCAUGUAAUAUUUGAUCAAAGCGAGGCUGAAAAGUCAAAAUUUAAACUUGGAUUCAACAAAGAUGGAGACAACUAUAAAACACUUGAAGGAUAUAAGGCGUUCAAAUGUGAUUUGAAGGAAGACAUGUGUUAUUUAUAUAGUGCUUCACAUCGCGUUGAUCUGGUUGAUGAGUUAAAGAAACAUCUAGAAGAGUUUGAAGAAAAAUGCAGAGUUGUAAAUGCCAAGUACAAGAAAACUGACAACGUCAAGCUGACCGCGAUUGUCUCCCACCCUCAUGGCUACUUCAAGCGAGUGACAGUUGGAAACUGGGAGGUCCAAGAACCACAGAAAAACAAAAGCACCAGGUAUGAAUACACCACAGCUACCUGUAAGGGGAGCAGUGGCGCACCUGUCUUUGUGUUUGGUAAAGAGAAGGGAUGGUGGCUGACCCAUCACCACAGUGGAUGUGAUAAAAACACCAAAUUUAACUACAGUGGUAUAAUCUGGCUCUAACCCUUACUCAGAUGUUAGGGACACUAAUGAAAUCUCAGGCUUUAGAAUUAGCCUUCAAGGUCAGUUUAUUGUCAUUAGAUAAUUAAUUGGCUUAAUAUGUAACUUAGUAUAGCAUUUUGCUGUGUGCUCUAAAUACUUUUUUACAUUGAGAUUAUUAUAGUUAAAAACAAAUAUAAUGUGUACAAAAAUGUGUGUGGUUUUAGAAUAUUGUAAUGUUAACUAUUUUAGAGGUAGCUGUAUUAAUCCAUUUCAUAAAUUAACUAUUUUCUAUUUAAAAUAAUUUUUUGUGUAGUUUGAAAACUCUAUUUAACUUGAAAUAUAUUAUACAAAACAUUUAGUAAAGAAACUGUUCAAUUACAUUUGCUUCCCUUUGCUUCCAUUUUUCACUUAAUAAACAUUUUAACCUUGACGCCUUGUACUAUGGCAUGGUGAAUAUUUUAUUUACAUUUAUAACGCACAAAU